UCAAUGAAGAAUCAGGAUUGCACUUUUUUUUUUUUGAGUUACAAAGGUUCGAAAUGAUGUCAUACUUUUAGGAUAACAGGGUAUUGGAAUACUGGACUGACCAAGGCUCCAUCUGGAGAUUAGAGAUACGUGAGUUUAAAUGGAAGUGAACCCAACUCUUCAUAUCUUAUUAUAUUAUUGCAACAUUUGCAUUUGAUUUGCGUUUUACUAAUUUGGAUAAUAUUUGUUAUUUUAAAUGGAUUGGCACCACCAGCGCUGUUUUGUUUAAUUAAAAGAUUGUUCAAACCAGAGAGAGAGAGAGAAAGAGAAUGUCAGAGCUCCUAAUGUGGCCCGCUGUGUGUUGUUAACUGGGUACGGGGGUCGACCGCCUGGUAUCAGAUUGCGAUGCCGCCGCGGGGAAUGUCGGAAUACAAACCCGUUUCAGUGUCGGAGAUCCCACCAGUGCCCCCUCGGAGGGUGCGGAGCAGGGAGUUGUCCUCUGCAUCACGAUGUCGGUCCGGUUCGACCACAGAACGAAAGGUUAAGUGUGUACUGAUCGGGGAUGGAGCCGUGGGUAAAACAAGCCUUGUCGUCAGCUACACUACCAAUGGAUAUCCAAACGAGUACAUCCCGACUGCAUUUGAUAACUUUGCAGCUGUAGUGGCUGUUGAUGGCAGGCCUGUGAAACUUCAGCUCUGUGACACAGCUGGGCAGAUGGACCAUGUACAACUGUUGAAGUGCCUCACUGGAGCAAAACAGUUUCCUAUUGGUGGAUAUGAGGCCCGUUCAAGAUGCCCGGACUGUUGGCAGGCUCUGCACUGGAAUUCCUUGUAUCUGCAGGACUGCGGCGAAUGUCCGGUUCCAAGACAGCGAAAACAGGGAAACCUCAUACCCAGUGAGGAGCCACAGCAACCUUGGAAGAAGACCAAGCUGGAAGCACCAGACUUUAACAUGGUUGAUGGCCACAAGAAUGAAGCUCAAGAAUAUGACACAUUUAAACAAACAUUUUUUCAGUUAAUGACUAUAUUGAAAAAAAUAUUGUGAGGAAAUGUACAGCCCAGUAUAUUGUUAGUUCUAAACACUACACAUACCAUUCUUUAAAGCUACACUUACAAGGGACUAUGAAAUGUUUUUUGUUGUCCAGCACCCUGUAGAUUGGUGUAUACAUCACUGAACCCUCACACUUCAGAGGCAUGACUUGCAGAGACACUGUCGUUUAUGUAACACCACUACACACCUAGCUCUUAAAGUAAAACAUAUAACAUAACUUUAAUGUACCCUCAAUAUACACAGCAACUGUAUUAUUAUAUUUUGGGUUCCCUGUAUUAUGAUCACCAAAGGAUUCUACAUGGAUAGCUUUGGCCUGUUAUUUAUAUGAUAUGAAAAUAAAUAAUUUACUUUAGAGAAUACUGUAACACAAAAUCCCCUUUUUUUGGGCCACACAGUAUUUUAUUAAAGCAUUACUAUUGAAACAACAGCAAAGCACACUGGCUGCACAUACAGCUUAUUGUACUGUAAUGAGUCAUAAAUAGAUUUUAAAAAUGACUAAUAAGAGAUGAAAAAUACAAAUUUCUAAAGCAUAUUAUCCCUUACUUGACUUGUUAUAGUGCUUCAUGUCAAUAAUGGUACAAGCAGUUUCUUUCAAAUUGUGUAUAACCAUGGAUGUUUAAAUUCCUAUUCCAAAGGCACAUCCUAUAUGGGGAAAAUGAUGUAUGCUCUAAACUACCCGGUUUAAAAAUUCUUGCUCAACAGGUACUUUAAAGAAAUUUAUACAUUCUGGUGCUGGGAAUGUAAGAGUUUAAGGAAAGAAAAUGAAAAUAAAACACAAAAUCAUCCUAGCAAUCCAUCUUAUUAGAGUCAACAAAACAAACAUGACAGCCCAGAUAAUAAUGUAUUGGUGACGGUCAUAGAUUUCAGAGAUGCUGCUAGGUGCCCUUUUGUGUAAGCCUGUUUCAAUGUCAAAUUAUACAACUAAUUAUAUGUGGCGCUGACCCAGAUACAGAUUAAAGGACUUUUCAGGAGUGGAAAAUAACUCUGGCAGCCUCCAGGUUUGCUCUAAUGAACCUGUGACACUGGAUCAUGUUGCUGUACAAGAAGAUGACAUUGCCUUGAGAGGAUGAGCAAUGUCAACAAUAGGGAAUUUGCUGAAAGUAAUUUGCCAGGAGAACUACAGAUAAGUCAGUAGUGAUUAAGGAUUUUUUUUUAUAUCAUUGUGCUUGUUAGUGUAUUGUAGCUAGACAUAGGUCUCAUUAAAAAUGUCUAUUAACCACCUGUAGGAAUGUCUAUUUUAUAAUUUAUACAAACUAAACUACAGCAGGAGAGGUAGAGCAAGUACAGUAGGCAGAUUUGUUAAAAAUUGUGUGAAUAGAAAUAAACACAAUAAAAGAGCAUUCAUUUAUAUUGUUUAAUAUAUCUGCCAUUAGGUUGUUAAAAACUGUAUUACUUGCACAACAAAAUUGGACUCACAUACUGAGGUUUAUAAUACAAAAUACAAAAAAUGUCAACUACUGUAGCCAUUAUAAGGGCAUUUAUUUUCAAUACAGAUAUAAUUCAAAAUUACAUCAACCAAAAACAUCCACACACAUUAUUUUACCCAAUAUAUCAAAUGUAAACAAUUGUUUUCUACAUUUUAAAUAAAAUCUGUUGACCCCUUUAUGUGCAGCACCAUGUGAUAACAAUGCAAAUAUUCAUAGUGACAAAUAGAAAACACGUUUUCAUAAGCUCCCUGCAUUUAAAAAUCACAAUUUUACAAAACACUUAAGUUUACACUAUGUGCCUAAAUGUAUGAGUCCAUAGUGAAUUUACAGUUGGAUUUCCUGUAAAAUAUUAUCCGCAUAAUAAAAUCAUCACGUGGAAAAAGAACCCUUUUAAAAUUUUUAGUAUACUUCCUCAAUUUCUAGAUGACAUUUAUCACCUGUCAUAUUUCUUCCAGAAUCAAUGGGCAAGAAGUCUGUGACAAACUUCCUUCAUUUUAGAAAUGUAAACAAAUUGGAAUGUAUACAAGCUUGAACAAUAAAAAAAGAUGUUUAAAAAAGGGUGACCCUUCAGCUUUAUUUCUAGGUAAUGUUACUACAGAAAACACAGAUGUAUCACAAUUAAUAUAUCUGUGUUAAGUAUAAAUAUAGCUCAAUAUAAAUUCUAACAUUUUGCACACUGGUGAGAAAGAGGAUAGAUACCUGUUUCAGUAAAUGAAUACAGUGCCUUUCACAAAAUGUACUAUAAACUGCAGGGACCACCUACAUGCAUUUAUUUAUUAAUAGUGAGGUACAGAAAUUUGUAAACCAACCCCUGAAAAGUCAUACAUGUUCUUUUUAAAAGCAAAAAAACCUUGACCAAUAUACUGCGAAGAUAAUCACAAAAUAUAUAUACCGGCAAAACUGGCAAAAAAGGUGGGUAGUAAAAAAAAAAAAGAAAACUGUAUUAUAAGAUCUUUGUGGGCACAAUUCAGAAUGCAAAUGUAUAGAAAUAGCAGGAAAAAAAAGCCUUGAUCACAGGCUCCUGUUUCCAUUGCAUGAACUGUAACCGAUUGUGUAUCCGGACCCUACAUUGUGUCUAUCAUCGCGUGACCCACUACAGCACAACCCCACCACCGCAUGACCCAGUACAGCGCAACCCCACCACCGCGUGACCCAGUACAGCGCAACCCCACCACCGUGUGACCCAGUACAGCGCAACCCCACUACCGUGUCACCCAGUACAGCGCAAUCCCACUACCUUGUCACUCAGUACAGCGCAACACCACCACUGCGUGACCCAGUACAGCGCAACCCCACUACCUUGUCACCCAGUACAGCGCAACACCACCACCGCGUGACCCAGUACAGCGCAACCACAUCAGCGCGUGACCCAGUACAGAGCAACCCCACCACCACCGCAGGGCGAUUAUUAUAAUAAUAAUCCUAGCUUCAGGAAAGAACAAAACAAAACAAGUCCUAAAUUACAAGACAGGGUAGCAGACAUACAAAUACAAGUGCUCACAUCGAAUUAAUAAAAAUGUACAUAAUUAAUAAAAUAAAGUGCAGUUCCAAAAUAUAUAAUAAAGCAUAAAUUAAUAGUUACAUGACCACCACUGUGUUACAUCAACAUAAAAAUAAGUCAAACGCAAAUGUGAUUACAAACCAUGCACCCUGUUAGUAACUUUAAUAUAAAAUAUCUAUAAGGUGAUAAAUUCUCAAGAAACUUCUCUUGAGAUCCUGAGAUAACUCAACUCAAUUUUAACAAGUUAUUUUCAUAUUAUUUUCAUGUUAUUUCCAGCAGCUAUAUACAUUUUAGUUGUACACAAAGCCUCAAAUAUAAUUCUGUCUUUCAGAUAUGUGGAACUGUUACGAUGCGGUGGAGCAGCACCUACCACGCACAAACAAUUCGGUGGAAGGAUGGCACUGCACUUUCGGGGAACUUCUGGGAUCCUGACACCCCUCCAUUUGGCCGUUCAGUGAGGGAAUAAAAAAGGAACAGGCCCUCAGAACUGAAAAUGGAGCAGCUUGUUGCUGGCAAUCUUCCACCAGUGGAGGGCGAGAUACCGCACAAUUGCCAGGAACAUUGAGUUGAUUGUCGCGGAUUACCUCAAUCGCCCUCUAUGCGACUAUUUGCGUGGCAUUGCACAUAACAUUGAGUUUUAGGUGUAACUCCCCCUACUACCAGUUUCCCAUAUCUCAAAUUAUCAGACAAAAUGAGCCUCCCCUUAAGUAGCCCUUCUGAGGGGCAGGUGCAAUUUCUCCGUUAUAUCUGAUAAUAUGUGCCUCCCCUCUAAAUGGUCUACCUCAAUUGAAAAAUACAUGGUAGCCUAUUUGGAUGGGAGCUAUUUUCUGUGCACCUCUGUUAUCUGUAAUGGCGAUUUCAUUAUUUUUGACCGCAAUUUUUGUUAGUUCCAUCACAACUUUUUACAAAAAUGUGUUUUCUCAAAUGAUCAACAUUAUCUGUUGAGUCUUAAUUUACACUGUUCUAUCGUUAGCCUAUUUGCCUUACCUAAAAACCCAGGUAGUAGACAUUUAUAAAACCUGUACUUAAAAAAUAAAAUAAUAAUAAUAAAGACAUAACGUGCAUAACCAAUCACCAUGUUUAUUUGGUUUGUUUUGAAUAUUUAUUUAUUUAUUUUGGUACUGUAUGCCAAAUAAUAAUAAUAAUUAAAAAAAAAAAGUUUGAACAUGAAUUGAAUAAUUCAGGAAGGUUAAAAAAAAAAAAAAAUCCUGCAUAACCGACUGUCAAAAGGGUAAAGUUAGCAGUUAAACAGAAAUCUUCUGAGACACUUUUUUUUAACAUUGUUUUCGUUAUUCGUUUGUUCAACGCCUAAUCUUAAUUUACCAUAGCAUAUCUUAAAGUAGCACAAAAGAGGAACCAUGGGAUUAUUAUUAUUAUUAUUAUUUAUGUAUUUUUUUUAUGUUUUAUUUUUCAACCAAGCAGAUAUUAGUGUGACACUGGAACUAUUUGGAGAGGGAAGCAGAAUGUCGUUUCGACUUUAUUUAUUUAUUUUGGUACUGUAUGCCAAAUAAUAAUAAUAAAACAAAUGUAAUUGCUUCUGAAGUGUCCUUUAUCGAAACUCUGCAA
Molecule: messenger RNA, 5523 nt
Organism: Acipenser ruthenus (sterlet)
Lineage: Eukaryota; Metazoa; Chordata; Actinopteri; Acipenseriformes; Acipenseridae
Gene: rhoua
Product: ras homolog family member Ua
Exons: 5
Coding region: 385-1023 (212 amino acids)
Biological process (GO): small GTPase-mediated signal transduction
Molecular function (GO): GTP binding; GTPase activity
Source: RefSeq, a predicted model, not a curated record